Molecule: messenger RNA, 3313 nt
Organism: Ahaetulla prasina
Lineage: Eukaryota; Metazoa; Chordata; Lepidosauria; Squamata; Colubridae
Gene: SHOC2
Product: SHOC2 leucine rich repeat scaffold protein
Exons: 9
Coding region: 439-2187 (582 amino acids)
Molecular function (GO): protein binding
Source: RefSeq, a predicted model, not a curated record
CUCUCUAAGCCGCCUGUGCUGAGAACAGGGCAGAACAAACCUUCCAGACGCUGAGCGGUGAUUCAAACUCGGUUUAUUGCUCACUACAAGGUGGCUGUUAGAUGAUGCUGGACCGUAAAUGGUGUAAAGUCAGCGCUGAGAGCUUCUGCCUAUCAGUGCCCUCUUAUAGCCCUGCCUUGCUCCUCUGCGGAACUUCUAAUGAAGAUUAUUUUGACAAUCUAAGCACCAGUAGCUGAGUUUUCUGAUAUUGAAGCUGUCUGGAUUCAACAUGUAGCAGAUAAUUACUAUGCCGCCACACUUGUUACUUCUAGACCACACUUUUCUCUUUUAAAUCUCCUUGCAUAUCAACAGUGAAUGAAUCAUCUUAAUUCCUUUUUUGGAUUUUGUUAACUAAAAUUCAAGUUGGAUUUCAAGUGGUAUUAAUUAAACUGAGGAACAAUGAGUAGUAGUCUUGGAAAAGAAAAAGAUUGUAAGGAGAAAGAUCCCAAAGUGUCUUCAGCAAAAGAAAGGGAGAAAGAGGCCAAGGCCUCUGGUGGAUUUGGGAAAGAAAGUAAAGACAGAGAAUCUAAGACCAAAGGGAAGGAAGCCAAAGAUGGGAAGAAGGACUCUAGUAGUUCACAGCCAGGUGUGGCUUUUUCAGUUGACAACACAAUAAAACGGCCCAACCCAGCUCCAGGUGCCCGUAAAAAAUCCAGUAAUGCUGAGGUGAUCAAAGAGCUAAACAAAUGUCGGGAAGAAAAUUCAGUACGUUUGGACUUGGCUAAGAGGUCUAUACAUCUUCUCCCAUCAUCUAUCAAAGAGUUAACCCAGUUGACGGAACUUUAUUUAUAUGGAAAUAAAUUACAGUCACUACCUGCUGAGGUAGGCUGUCUUGUGAAUCUGGAAACUUUGGCCUUAAGUGAGAACUCACUCACCAGCCUUCCGGACUCUCUUGGUAACUUGAAACAGCUUCGUAUGGUUGAUCUACGGCAUAACAAAUUAAGAGAGAUUCCUCCUGUGGUGUAUAGGCUAACUUCCCUUACUACACUUUAUCUGCGGUUUAAUCGUAUCACUUCAGUGGAAAAGGAUAUCAAGAACUUGUCCAAUCUCACCAUGCUAAGCAUACGGGAGAACAAAAUCAAACAACUCCCUGCAGAAAUUGGUGAAUUAUGUAACCUCAUAACGCUGGAUGUAGCCCACAAUCAGCUUGAACAUCUUCCAAAGGAGAUUGGCAAUUGCACACAGAUCACCAAACUUGAUCUACAGCACAAUGAACUUUUGGAUCUUCCAGACACUAUAGGAAAUCUAUCUACUUUGAAAAGCCUUGGUCUGAGAUAUAACCGUCUUUCAGCAAUACCCAGGACUCUAGCACAGUGCAGUAAACUUGAUGAGUUAAAUUUGGAAAAUAAUAUUAUUUCUACUUUGCCAGAGGGUCUCUUAUCCAGUCUUGUGAAUUUGACUAGUCUAACUCUGGCAAGGAACUGUUUUCAAUCUUACCCUGUGGGUGGCCCUUCACAGUUCUCUACUAUCUACGCUCUCAAUAUGGAACAUAACCGCAUUAACAAAAUUCCUUUUGGAAUUUUUUCAAGAGCAAAAGUAUUAAGUAAACUGAACAUGAAGGACAAUCAACUGACAUCACUUCCCCUGGAUUUUGGGACAUGGACCAGUAUGGUGGAACUCAAUUUAGCUACAAAUCAGCUCAACAAAAUUCCUGAGGAUGUAUCUGGACUUGUUUCUCUUGAGGUUCUUGUUUUGUCAAAUAAUCUCCUAAGAAACCUCCCACAUGGCAUUGGAAAUUUGAGGAAACUGAGAGAAUUGGAUCUAGAGGAAAAUAAAUUGGAAUUGUUGCCAAAUGAAAUAGCAUACCUUAGGGAUCUACAGAGGCUGAUCCUAACAAAUAAUCAAUUGAGCACUCUUCCUAGAGGAAUUGGUCACCUUAUCAAUCUGACACAUCUUGGGCUGGGAGAAAACUUUCUUACACAACUUCCUGAGGAAAUUGGUACACUGGAGAAUCUGGAAGAACUUUAUCUAAAUGACAACCCACAUCUAAACAGCCUUCCUUUUGAACUGGCUCUUUGCAGCAAACUAUCUAUAAUGAGCAUUGAGAACUGUCCGCUCAGUACCCUUCCAGCUCAGAUUGUUGCAGGUGGACCUUCCUUUAUUAUCCAGUUUCUCAAAAUGCAAGGACCAUAUCGAGCCAUGGUCUGACGGAUAUCUUCCCCGAUGAUGUACAAAAUAUAAAUGGCUUUUGUGGUGUCAUUAUGUAUAUAGUAUCUAGGCUACAUGAUGCCCAGUGUGGAUAAAAGAUGGAUUGUCCCAUACACUCUACUAAAUGCAAACUGCACUGUUAGUAUUGUGUAUGUGUGUAUAUAUAAUAUAAUAUAUAGAUUGUAUAUUAUAUUAUAAAACAUAAAUAAUAUAAAACACAAAUUUCAGACCACACGUAUGUGUUCCUGCUCAUAGAGGAAACAUAGCCAUUUAGAUUUUUUUUCAUUAUAAAUGCUUGUUAAUGUUUUCUUCAGUGAAUUUGAUGGUUAUCUGGAUAAUUUAGGGUACCAGUUCACUGAAAACAAUGUCAAUUAACUGCUGAUCAAUUUAAGGGAAAAUAUUUUUAAACCAAGCCUUUUCCUGUUGGAUAAAAAGCAACUUAGUCACACAAAUUAUUUUGUCAUUCCUUGUAGAUCACAUUUUGUGACAAAAAUAAUAUUGGAAUUAUUUGUAUUUUCCUUUAUUCUGGAAAGUCCUUUAACUUAUUUUAAGUUUUAAAACAAAUGGUCUUGUAUGUUUACAGUCAGGGUAUGUCACUGGAUUCGGGGUGGGGUGGAAUUUACUCUGUUUUAUUGAAUCUAGAAGUUGUAUUCUUCUGCUGAGGGCUUUUUAUUGACUGAUUCGUAUUAUUGCAAAAACAUAAGCAACUAAUUAGUGAAAAAAAUAAGUCCAACAGAAGCUUGAGUUCCUUUGAAUUCAUCAGUUAUAAGCAUAUCAUACUGAAGAAGCAAUUAUUUUAUGGUUGCCUCAUUUAGCAUAAGCAACAUUUUUCACUUAAAGAAGUGACAAAUUUGUAGAAAAGUAUCAUGUUCUGUUAAGAUUUAGUAUUGCGUCAAUGAUGGAUCUGAAACGCAAUGAUAAUUGUAAGGGUUUUUCCUGGUCUUUGUGCAAUUAAUGAAUGUGUCUUUUUUUGAAACCCUGCAGUAUACGUAAAAUUUAUGGUCGGUUGACAAUGUUACUCUGGUUUUAUAUCUUGCCUUGCCUUGUACAUCCUCCCAUUAUUAUGGAGUGUCUGCGUCAAAGCACAAUAUCUUCAUGCUGUGCUGUUUUGCUGCUGAACUAAAUG